This is a messenger RNA of Soboliphyme baturini, 483 nucleotides long. The record is from the annotation of a GenBank genome assembly. NCBI's taxonomy places the organism in Eukaryota, Metazoa, Nematoda, Enoplea, Dioctophymatida, Soboliphymatidae.
AUGGCUUGUGAAUUAUCCUGCAAAUACAUUGUGCUGUUGAUUCAUGCUUUAGGUUCCAGUGCCGGAGCUGGGAGCGGGGAGUAUCACAUCUAUCGAAAUAUCCGAAAGAAAGAAAAUCAGAGAAUCCAGUUCAUCGAACAACAGGCUUUAAAGGAAAAAUUAGACAGAGAGUUCCAGGAAAAACUUGAGAAGCGAAAACGAGAGGCGGAAGAGAAAACAGCACGAAACAGAUCGAAAGGUUUUAUAGUACAAUUGUUAGACAUAAAUCAUAUAGAUAUAUGUUCAGGUGUAAAGGAAGAGCCAGAGAGUGACAGCGAAAGUAACAGUUCAGAGAAUGAUGAACACAAGGAACAGAAUACUGAAGAUGCUGACUUUAGAGAAAGUGAAUGCAAAGUAGAAGCUGAACAACAGUACGAAGUACUUCAGGAUAAGGAUUCAGCUAAAGAAGUUGCUGACAAAAAGAAUCACGUGACAAAAGAGUGA